Blumeria graminis f. sp. triticale is the source of this 1131-nucleotide messenger RNA. The record is from the annotation of a GenBank genome assembly. NCBI's taxonomy places the organism in Eukaryota, Fungi, Ascomycota, Leotiomycetes, Helotiales, Erysiphaceae.
AUGUGGGAUGUGAACCCUUCCUGUGCUAGUCUUCUCGAAUCAGGUGAGGCGGCAAUCGGAGAAUGCAUUUUCAGUCAAGAUACGCUCGUUGAUCGAAUAUCCGGCCUAAGGAAAUUGCAACGGGCAGCAGCGGCUGAGGCUACACUCAAACUCUCUAAACCGAAUGAUACAACUAGCUCAAAACAAGAUCAGCAGAGGGAUUGUCGAGCUCAACGUAAGGGCAACAAUGAAGAUGGAGCAUCAGUGAGGCCCUUUGAUCCCACAGUCGUAAAAUUACUCCCUGUCGAGCGAUUUCCGGAAUACAAGUUGAAGAGCAAUUCAAGAAACGGAUGCACAAAUAUAAAAAGCAAUUAUGCUGAAAAUAUUCUUGACAACAAAUGUAAUGUUUACCUGGAACCUCAAAGACGCGACAAACUUUUACUUCAAAAAGUCGACAUAAUAGGAAUUCCUGUAACACUAAACGAUGAACGAUCUCGAGGUCAAGGGCUAGAAUCGAGAGAACAUCUACUCUCUAGAUCUAUAGCAUAUGGUACCAUAGAAACAACUGCAUCAGUAAUGAGAAAAUCUGAAGAACAAAAUCUGAAGAAAUUAACAACCAUAACCGAUAUUUCGACAACAAAAGGAAAGAGAAUAGACAAAAUGAAACGAGCAACAAGUUAUGUGAAUAACUCCCCAGUAUCAGAACCACUUGAAGGAAAAAGAUCCAACCGUAGGCGAUCAAAGUCAGCUUCCUUUGCUACUACUAUCAUUGAUAGUGUAAAUGGACUCCAAAGAAAAAAAUCAAAUCAGUUUAUCCCGCAAGCUCGUCUCAUGGGAAAUGUGGCUCAACCAUGUACUUCUAUGACUCCAGAGUUGGAUAUUAUAUCGCCCCGUCAUAAACAAGCAACCUACAUGGACCCAUACAUAAUAUUGAAACCCUUUUUGACUUCUCUAGAAUCGUCCUCUCACUCACAACAACUCGAAGUUGAGGAUAGGUCAACGAUUUCAGGAGUGCUAAACUUCUGGUUUCCAUGGAGUCGGCAUACCGACCUCCCUAAUAUAACUUCACAUAAUGCUGAGGGAGCUCUGAGGGAACUGUUGCGAUCCGCGAGCCAUGAGACAAAAGGUAAAGGUGUUUUACUUCAAACUUAG